This is a messenger RNA of Penicillium diatomitis, 390 nucleotides long. Its product is annotated as GFA family protein. The coding region runs from base 1 to 390 and encodes 129 amino acids. Gene Ontology annotation, molecular function: carbon-sulfur lyase activity. The transcript has 2 exons. Lineage: Eukaryota; Fungi; Ascomycota; Eurotiomycetes; Eurotiales; Aspergillaceae. The record is from RefSeq and is a predicted model, not a curated record.
AUGCUCACAGGCUCGUGUCUCUGCAACGCGAACAAAUUCCAAAUCGAAGAGAAAAACAUCAUCCGUAAGAUAACAUGCCAUUGUGCUCGCUGUCGUAAAGUCAGUGGCGGACUAUCCACAACCAACCUCGUUGUCCAGAAGGAGGGAUUCAAAUUGACAAGUGUCUCGACUUGGCAAUCUUUUGUUCCAGGUCUACCACACUCGAUCAGCACUUUCAAUGCAGUGACGAAAGACAAGAGACACGGCCAUAUUUGUUUCUGCCGCCAUUGUGGAUCGGUGAUCUAUCGUGAAGCCGAAGAGGAUGGCUUCCGCGAUCUUUUGUUUGUGCCGGUGGGAGAUCUUGAUGACAGUGGCUAUGCCCAAGACAUGAAAGAGGAAGUUUGGUAUUAA